Molecule: messenger RNA, 3911 nt
Organism: Setaria italica (foxtail millet)
Lineage: Eukaryota; Viridiplantae; Streptophyta; Magnoliopsida; Poales; Poaceae
Product: calcium-transporting ATPase 10, plasma membrane-type
Exons: 7
Coding region: 300-3362 (1020 amino acids)
Biological process (GO): calcium ion transmembrane transport
Cellular component (GO): membrane; intracellular membrane-bounded organelle
Molecular function (GO): ATP hydrolysis activity; P-type calcium transporter activity; ATP binding
Source: RefSeq, a predicted model, not a curated record
CCUCCCGCUGGCCCUUCCGCCUCGGAUCCCCAGAAAACCACCGCGCACUUCUUUACACCGCGCCCCCCGCCUUCCAUCCCUGCGCGCGCGCGCGCACGACGCAGCUUCCCGGCAAUGUGCUCGCCCACGCCACCAGGCGUCGUCGUCACGUCCUUGCGCGUCAACGCCCCGGCCCCACGCAGCUGAACGCGUCCCCUCCGGGCUCCGGCCCGCGUGAAUAUAUACGCGGCCCUUUCCCCCGGCAGGGGUUGGUGGAACAAAGGGGAGGAACUCCGAGCUGGUCGAAUCCCGCGGCGGAGAUGGAGAGCUACCUCAAGGAGAACUUCGGGGGCGUGCAGGCCAAGCACUCGUCGGAGGAGGCGCUGGGGAGAUGGCGCAAGGUCGUCGGCGUCGUCAAGAACCCCAAGCGCCGCUUCCGCUUCACGGCCAACCUCGACAAGCGCAGCGAGGUCACCGCCAUGAAGCGCAAGAACCAUGAGAAGCUGCGUGUUGCCGUGCUUGUUUCAAAGGCUGCACUUCAGUUCGUUCACAGCAUUACUCCAUCGGGUGAGUACAAGGUCCCUGCCGAUGUCAAGGAGGCGGGUUUCGGCAUCUGUGCCGAGGAGCUGAGCUCGAUAGUCGAGGGUCAUGACCUCAAGAAGCUGAAAUCACAUGGUGGCGUCGAGAGCCUCGCGUCCAAGCUGUCCACCUCAGAGUCCGAUGGCCUCGCCACGUCUGCGGACAAGCUGGCAAAACGUCAGGACCUGUUCGGCGUCAACAAGUUUGCCGAGGCAGAGUCCCGCGGCUUCUGGGUUUUCGUCUGGGAGGCACUCCAGGACAUGACGCUCAUGAUCCUCGCCGCGUGCGCAUUCUUCUCGCUCAUCGUCGGCAUCGCCACAGAGGGAUGGCCCAAGGGCGCCCACGACGGUCUCGGCAUUGUGGCCAGUAUCCUGCUUGUCGUCUUCGUCACAGCUUCAAGUGACUACCGCCAGUCCCUGCAGUUCAAGGACCUCGACAAGGAGAAGAAGAAGAUCACGGUGCAAGUCACCCGGAGUGGGUACAGGCAGAAGCUCUCAAUAUAUGAUCUUCUCGCUGGUGACAUCGUCCACCUCUCCAUUGGUGAUCAGGUGCCGGCUGACGGGCUGUUCUUGUCAGGCUUCUCGCUUCUGAUCAACGAGUCAAGCUUGACUGGAGAGAGCGAGCCGGUUGCUGUCAAUGCUGAGAACCCUUUCCUUCUGUCGGGGACGAAGGUGCAGGACGGUUCUUGCAAGAUGCUCGUCACGACAGUUGGCAUGAGGACACAGUGGGGGAAGCUGAUGGCAACUCUCAGCGAAGGUGGUGAUGAUGAGACGCCAUUGCAAGUCAAGCUGAACGGUGUGGCUACCAUCAUCGGUAAAAUCGGCCUUAUCUUUGCAGUCGUCACAUUUGCGGUGCUCACCGAAAGCUUGUUCCGGCGCAAGAUAAAUGAUGGCACGUACUUGAGCUGGACUGGAGAUGACGCAUUGGAGCUGCUCGAGUUCUUUGCCAUUGCUGUCACCAUAGUCGUUGUUGCAGUACCUGAAGGGCUACCACUCGCCGUGACACUGAGCCUUGCAUUUGCAAUGAAGAAGAUGAUGAACGACAAGGCACUCGUCCGGCACCUUGCAGCCUGUGAGACCAUGGGCUCGGCGACUUCCAUCUGCAGUGACAAGACCGGCACGCUCACGACAAACCACAUGACUGUCGUCAAGGCCUGCAUCUGCGGCAAGAUUAAAGAAGUGGAUGGUGCCUCGGAUACCAAGAGCCUGUUCUCCGAACUGCCGGACUCUGUCAUGACGAUGCUCUCGCAGUCCAUAUUCAACAACACUGGCGGUGAUGUUGUCUUCAACCAGGAUGGCAAACGUGAAAUACUGGGCACACCAACUGAGACAGCGAUUCUGGAGUUCGGCCUGUCGCUUGGUGGAGACUUUUCGGCAGUACGCAAGGCUAGUACCCUUGUCAAGGUGGAGCCGUUCAACUCUGCAAAGAAGAGAAUGGGUGUGGUCAUCCAGCUCCCAGAGGGUGCACUGCGGGCGCACUGUAAAGGCGCAUCAGAGAUCAUACUGGCAUCGUGCAACAAGUACCUGAAUGAGGAAGGCAAUGUUGUCCCCCUGGAUAAAGCUACCAUAGAUCACUUGAAUGCAACAAUUGACAGCUUCGCAAAUGAGGCACUUCGCACCCUGUGCCUUGCAUACAUAGAAGUUCAGGAGGGGUUCUCAGCCAAUGAUCAGAUUCCGGCCGAUGGGUACACCUGCAUUGGCAUUGUGGGGAUCAAAGACCCUGUCCGCCCUGGAGUGAAGGAAUCAGUUGCCAUCUGCAGGUCGGCUGGUAUUACCGUCAGGAUGGUCACAGGUGACAACAUCAACACGGCGAAGGCAAUUGCCCGGGAAUGCGGUAUUUUAACUGAAGGUGGCAUUGCCAUAGAGGGCCCAGAUUUCAGAACCAAGAGUGAAGAAGAGCUCACUCAAUUGAUACCAAAGAUACAGGUGAUGGCAAGGUCUUCGCCAUUGGAUAAGCACACCCUUGUCAAGCAUCUUCGAACUAAGCUUGAAGAAGUUGUUGCGGUGACUGGCGAUGGGACAAAUGAUGCACCUGCACUACAUGAGGCUGAUAUUGGGCUUGCAAUGGGUAUUGCUGGAACUGAGGUGGCCAAAGAGAGUGCUGAUGUCAUUAUUCUUGAUGACAACUUCUCCACUAUUGUCACUGUUGCGAAAUGGGGGCGGUCAGUGUACAUCAACAUUCAGAAGUUUGUGCAGUUUCAGCUGACAGUAAACGUGGUUGCUCUUGUUGUAAACUUCUCUUCAGCUUGCCUGACAGGGAGUGCUCCUCUUACUGCUGUCCAAUUGCUCUGGGUCAACAUGAUCAUGGAUACACUUGGUGCACUGGCAUUGGCUACAGAACCCCCAAACAAUGAACUGAUGAAGAGAACACCUGUUGGAAGGAAAGGAAACUUCAUCAGUAACAUUAUGUGGAGGAACAUCUUGGGACAGUCCUUGUACCAGUUCCUUGUAAUUUGGUACCUACAGACAGAGGGGAAGUGGCUGUUUGGCAUCAAUGGUGAUAACUCCGAUCUAGUCUUGAACACACUUAUCUUCAAUUGCUUCGUGUUCUGCCAGGUAUUCAAUGAGGUGAGCUCCAGAGAGAUGGAAAAGAUAAACGUGUUUGAAGGCAUUCUAAACAACAACGUGUUCGUCGCGGUCCUCAGCAGCACUGUCAUCUUCCAGUUCAUCAUAAUACAGUUCCUUGGCGAUUUCGCAAACACUACCCCUCUCACAUUCAACCAGUGGAUCGCAUGCAUUUUCAUCGGUUUCAUAGGCAUGCCUAUCGCUGCUAUUGUCAAGAUGAUCCCAGUUGGUUCUUCGUAGGAAGCUAGAAGCUAACUUCUGCCAGAAACUGAACUUGGGUAGGACUUCAUUCUGAUCAUGGCAAUGGAGUUUUGUACAUCUUCAUUGGCGUAUAAGAUGGAUGUUUCUGCCAUAAUGCUUCUAUUUAGGUGAAUCUUUGCCCUUGUUAUCCUGUAUUUGAUCUUAGAGCAUGGGCCAAGGUUGUGGGCUUGAUUCUUAGAAAAUGCCUCGGACUCGUAGCUGUUCUUUGCUUUGUUUUUUUUCCCUGGUGUUUUUCCCCUGGAACAGAGGCUGGAACUGUAUAUUAUUGCUCACCGCAAUGUGCUUAUUUGACACCUACCAUUUUGCUUAACCUGGUAUCCAGUCAGGAAGUUCCAGAAAUGGGUGGGGUUUUAAUGUUUCUGAUUUGCCAAGAAAAGGCCCCCCACUAGGUUCCAAGAUCUGAUAAGAAAGAUCACGAAUCAUGCAGGAUCCCUGUAAAUCUUCUGCUCCUUGAUACUCCUAUAAAAUCCAGCAGGCCUCCUGCUUUUGAUAUAUUACAAAAAGAAAUACAGAGUCACAUUUAAGUUU